Salvia miltiorrhiza (redroot sage) is the source of this 2688-nucleotide messenger RNA. RefSeq lists its product as uncharacterized. The transcript has 4 exons. Gene Ontology annotation, molecular function: nucleic acid binding; RNA-DNA hybrid ribonuclease activity. The record is from RefSeq and is a predicted model, not a curated record. Bases 1 to 2688 code for a protein of 895 amino acids. NCBI's taxonomy places the organism in Eukaryota, Viridiplantae, Streptophyta, Magnoliopsida, Lamiales, Lamiaceae.
AUGACAGAGGCGGAGGAAGUACAUUGGAAACAGAGAUCCCGAUCCAACUGGCACAGCCUGGGCGACAGAAAUUCAAAGUACUUCCAUGCCUUCGCUAGUAAACAAAAAAAGAAUAACACUAUCUCUAGCUUCACUGAUAAGUACGGCUCGGAGGUGAAGAAGGCUGAAGAAAUGGCAGCUGUUAUCCAUGAGUAUUUUGUUGAGCUCUUCGCUUCUAAUGGGGCUGAUCCGGUUCAGAUCGACAAAGUUACUAACAGUGGCUCUCCGUACCUUGGAGAAUCGUCUAUUGGGGAGCUUGAUAAGAUGUUUACAGAGAGCGAGAUUCGAAAGGCGAUAUUCCAGAUUUACUCUCAUAAGGCACCAGGUCCCGAUGGAUACCUCCCGCUCUUUUCCAACGAUUCUAAGGUCUUGGCCAAUCGACUUCGCACUAUUCUGAAUUCGGUGAUUGAUGACUAUCAAUGCGCCUUCAUCCCGGAGAGGCUUAUUUCUGACAACAUCAUACUUGGAUACGAGUGUAUGCAUUGGAUCCGCGGAAAGAAAAAUGGCAAAGAGGGGGUUGCGACUGCUAAACUCGAUAUGAGUAAAGCUUAUGACAGGGUCAAGUGGCGGUUUUUGAGGGCAAUGAUGGUAGUUAUGCGGUUUUCCCUACCGAUCAUCAACCUGGUUAUGCAAUGUAUCUCUAUGGUGGUCUUCUCAUUCGUGAUUAAUCACAAAGUCUAUGGUAAUCUAAUCAUGUCUAGAGGACUCAGGCAAGGUUGCCCCCUAUCCUCGUUCCUCUUUGUUAUCUGUGCCCAGGGCUUCUCAUCCCUUAUUAGGAGCUACGAAAACCAAGGGUUGUUUAAUGGGAUUACUAUGGCUCGCUAUUGUCUGUCUAUUACUAAUCUAUUUUUUGCAGACGAUAGCUUGGUCUUUUUCAAAGCAACAAAGGAGACAGCCACAAACUUUAAGGUGAUUCUGGAAGAUUAUGGCAGAGCGUCGGGCCAAGUUAUCAAUUUCGACAAGCCAGCGAUAACUUUCAGCCCAAACACUAAGACGAAGGAUAUCGGACAAGUCACAGAAACUUUGGGAAUAAAGGAAACUCAAGGCCAUUCAAUGUAUCUUGGCCUCCCUACUUUUGUGGUCAAGAAGAAGACGAUGCAAUUCUACUACAUUCGCGACCGAGUCUACAAGAAAAUCUCUACUUGGGACCACAAAUUCUUCUCCUCCGGCGGCAAAGAGGUGCUUAUUAAAUCGGUCAUCCAAUCGAUCCCGACUUAUGCCAUGUCUUGCUUUCGCCUCCCCGCGGACAUUUGUUACGAUAUUGAGAGAUGUUGCGCGAACUUUUGGUGGGGAGAUACUGAGCAGGAGCGCUACAUGCACUGGACUAAGUGGAAGUAUUUUUGUAAGCCCAAGUCGAGAGGGGGUCUUGGUUUCAGACAGCUUAUCCCGUUUAACCAAGCACUCUUGGCUAAGCAAGCUUGGCGCAUCCUUAAAAAUAUGGGAUCCCUUCUUGCGCGAGUUCUUAAACACCGCUACUUCAGAGAGGGAGACCUCUUGACGGCAAAGGGCCGGGACCUUCUGGCGUGGGGUAAUCGAUGGAAAGUUGGAGAUGGGCUUAAUAUUAAGGCUUUUAAGGCUCGAUGGAUUCUGGGGCGAGAUAUUUGGAGCUGCCCCUCAGACCACGCUGACUCCCAAGAUCUUACAGUAGCCGAUUUUAUUGAGAGAGAGAAUACAUGGGACAGCGGUAAGCUCAAGUCUUUCUUCCCGCCGUUUAUUUGUGAUGAUAUCGCUUCUAUUCAGUUGUCGGGAGAAGCCAGGGAGGACAGAUGCUAUUGGUCAUUUGAUGAAAGAGAGAGAUAUGUGGUGAAAUCCAGCUACCUUAGCGCUACAAAUUUUUACGAGCCACACUCCUCGGCUUCGACGUUCCAUAAUAGCCCCUGGUGGAAACGGUUCUGGGCACUCCAAAUCCUUCCAAAGAUCAAACAUUUCGCAUGGAAGGCUUUGAAUAACUUUCUAGCGAUGGACGGCAACCUCGCGAGACAUCACGUCCCGGUCUCAGACUUUGGCUCACGUGGCGGCACCUCUGCGAUAUCAAACACAACCAAUCAUAGGCGUCGGAGAGACUGGACUUGGUUCAAGGGGACCGCCUUCUCGCCGCUUACCAGAAGGCGCGGCGCAGCGUGCUCAUCACUCAACAGGCCCUUCCCAAGGAGGGAUCCGACUCAUGGUACCCCCCUUCCUAAUGAAGUUUUAAGGUUGGAUGUCGAUGUUGCUCAUUGUGAUGAGGGGCGUAAGGUGGGUGUUGGUUUUCUACUCCGAAAUUCCUCGGGCUCUAUCAUCGCUGCUGGCUGCCAACCGAUUGGUUUCACCGAGACAGUUAUUCUUAGAGAGCUCCACGCUAUGUUGAUCGCCAUUGGUUUCUGUCUGGAGCACGAUUUUGGGUCGGUUGUCCUCUAUUCCGACUCUCUUUUGGCUAUUCACCUCCUACAAGAGACGCACCAUGGUUCAGACUCUUUAUGUGAUGACUUGUGGGAGGCGUUCCAGCAUGUUCGCCAUCAUGUGGUUUUGGAGUUUUUUCACGCUAGACGUGAAGCUAAUAGAGCAGCGCAUGAGCUCGCUCGUUUUUCCGUUUCUUGUCAGGAUGUAAUGAUCUGGAAGUCGGAUUUUCCUAUCUGGCUUCGAGAUUUUGCCUUUUUCGAUAUUGAGUAA